AAACAUUUGAGGCUCAGGCAACUAAAUAUAGUUCGGCGGCGACUCAGCGCCGCCUCGAAGCCGUUCAACUUCGCCCUCUGAUUGCACUUUAUUAAAAACGUAAAUUAUAUUUAAAAAAAGUAAUAAUUUUAGUUUCACAUCUUACUCGUUCGGUUAAAUUUUUUGUAAAUAUGAGUUAUCCCCGUCACAAUAUUUAGAAGUUUAAAAUGAACUUUCACUCCACAGCUGUAAAUGUUCGGGUAUUUUUUUUUGCUAAAACACGUGAACUGUCCGGACUAAAUGAAGUAAAUUACGAAUUACGUUCUUCAAAAAUUGUUGCAUCCGAUCUAUUGCUUAAAAUUAGUAAAGAUUUUAACUUGGAAGCGAUUAGGGAAAGUUUAAUUCUAGCUAUCAACGAAAACUACUGUGAAGAUUUGCAUACAGAACUCCAAUUAAACGAAGGUGACGAAAUUGCUAUCAUACCUCCGAUAAGUGGUGGAUAAUAUAUACACACAUUCAUACAUAAAAAAUUGAAGGAUUGUGAUAAACCGCGAUAUAAUGAAUCAUUUAAUACUCAGCCGUGAUAUUUUAAAUGUUGGCGAAAUAAGCAACACCGUAUCCGCUGAAUCUUGUGGGGCAAUAUCAUUGUUUGUCGGCACGACAAGAGAUUCUUUUGAGGGAAAAAGGGUACGUUCAUUGGAGUAUGAAGCCUACGAACCAAUGGCCAUUAAACAAAUUGAACUUAUUUGUGAGGAACUUAGGCGUCAGUGGCCAGACAUAGUAAAUAUUGCAAUAUGCCACCGUUUGGGUUUAGUAGAAGUUCGAGAGGCCAGUGUCAUUAUAGCUAUUUCGUCGCCCCAUCGUAAAACUUCAUUGGACGCAGUCGAUUUUGCAAUAGAUGAACUUAAGAAGCGUGUACCGAUCUGGAAGAAAGAAAUAUACGAAGAAAAUGAAUCCGCAUGGAAAGAGAACAAGGAAUAUCAAUUUGGCAGCAGUGAUAAAUUAAAUAUUUUCGAUGAGAGAAUGUGCGGCGUUGAGGAUUCUAAUCCACUACCGAGUCAGUUGGUUCAAAUUUCUGCUGGUGAAAAUGAAAUUAAAAGACGUAUCCAAUGUUUUGUCGAAAAGAAACGCAAUGAAAUAGAUCUGUGUAAUAUUAUGGACUUUACUGAUGUCAAACAACAAAAUCAUGUUAAUUCUCUUCAAGAAAGUGGACUGGAGCAAACAAAUUAUGAAAACGGCAAUAAUUUAAUGACUUGUGCAAGAGUAAAUAGCACCGUUGUUAAGCAAGAAUAUUCCAAAUGUCAUUUGAAAGUAAAAAGGGUGGAGAACAAUACUGGACCACAAUUGCGACCCGACUAUUUGAAUGCACUUGAUAAGCUUAUGGUUCCCAUAGCAAGAAACAAGUUAAAAUUACAAAUGCAGUGCACACCAGAUCGUUCAGUUAAAGAAGAAUAUAUUAUGUUAAAAUAUCCCACUAUCGUAGAGAGAUUAGAAAACAUUGAAGAACAUAUUAACGUGCCACAAUCUGAAAUCAAAAACAUAUAUCAACGUAUAAAAGCCAUAGAAGAUCGAAUACUUUAUUUGGAAUCAAUAUCACCUGAGUAUCGCCACUUUUUGGUGGAAACGUCUCAAAUUGGAGAUUCUAGCAAUACCUUUGAAUCGUUAAAUGAAAGUACACAACCGGCAGGUUUAUUGGCAUACGACAAAAAAAAAUAUUCCGUAACUGACAUAGAUACUAUCAUUCACAGUUUCGAAAAACGCGACCUGGAUGAGAAUAUAAAUACAAACAUAUGAAAUAAAUCACAAUAAAACACAUUAUUUGUAUAUGUUUUUAACUAUUUCAAA
Molecule: messenger RNA, 1824 nt
Organism: Lucilia cuprina (Australian sheep blowfly)
Lineage: Eukaryota; Metazoa; Arthropoda; Insecta; Diptera; Calliphoridae
Gene: Mocs2B
Product: molybdopterin synthase catalytic subunit
Exons: 5
Coding region: 538-1773 (411 amino acids)
Biological process (GO): Mo-molybdopterin cofactor biosynthetic process
Cellular component (GO): cytosol
Molecular function (GO): molybdopterin synthase activity
Source: RefSeq, a predicted model, not a curated record